Messenger RNA from Diatraea saccharalis (sugarcane borer), 2581 nucleotides. NCBI's taxonomy places the organism in Eukaryota, Metazoa, Arthropoda, Insecta, Lepidoptera, Crambidae. The record is from the annotation of a GenBank genome assembly.
ACUAAGUCUGUGCCCUAAAUGCGCCUAAAUGUGUUCGGCUACGGUGUUCGGUUUGGAUAUGCCAAAGAGUAGUAUUGAAAACAAAAUCAAAUUGAUGAAAACCAAACAAGUGAGAAAAAAUAUUAUGAAAUACGUAGGACGAAUACAACUAUAAAUAUUUGAUAGUUUCAUCAAAGCUGAAUAUAAUAUAAUGUCCGAUGACGAGGUUAUACGUUUUGAAAUUACAGACUAUGAUUUAGACAAUGAAUUUAAUCCCAACAGAGGUAGAAAAGCAAAAAAGGAACAACAAAUUUACGGUGUUUGGGCAAAAGACAGCGAUGAGGAAGAUAAUGAAGACAACAUUAGGCAGAGAACUCGAAAACAGAAAGACUUCUCUGCUCCCAUUGGCUUUGUGGCUGGUGGGGUGCAGCAGGCUGGCAAGAAGAAAGAACAGAAGAAAGAAAUAGAAUCAUCUGAUGCAUCAACUUCAAGACCAACAUUUGCAGCUGAUAGUUCUGAUGAAGAAAGUCCAGUUAACCCAGACGAGAGAGAGACAGCAGGGUUGAGACGAAUGGGACAGGGAAUGCGGCCUCCUAACCUAGGAGGCAAUGUGGGUGCCUGGGAAAAACAUACAAAAGGAAUUGGUGCUAAGUUGCUCUUACAGAUGGGUUAUAAACCUGGUAAAGGUUUGGGUAAAGACCUCCAGGGUAUCUCAGCUCCUGUGGAAGCUACUUUGAGAAAAGGAAGAGGAGCUAUUGGUGCUUAUGGUCCUGAGAAAGCAGCUCAAAAAGCUAAGAAAGAAGAAGAGCGUCGCUUAAAAGAGAAGGAGGAGAAAGAGAAAGGCACUACAGAGAAAACUUACAAUUGGAAAAAGUCACACAAGGGUCGCUAUUUCUACCGAGAUGCUGCAGAUGUUAUACAAGAGGGAAAACCGACAAUGCAUACCAUAUCCAGCAAUGAGUUGUCCCGGGUGCCCGUGAUAGAUUUGACCGGUCGUGAGAAGCGCGUGUUAUCCGGCUAUCACGCGCUACGUGCGGCCGCGCCACGGUUCGAGCACGAGCCCCGACGUGAGUGUAGACAUUUCGCCGCGCCACAACUCGCGCAUAAUCUGGAGCUAGUCGUCGACUGUUGUGAACAGGAUAUAAUCCAAAACGCUAGAGAACUUCAAACGGCCGAAGAUGAAAUUGUAGUUCUGCAGAGGGAACUGGAGGAGUGCGAUGCGAAAUUGACAGAGCAGGACGAGGUGAUAAGCAAGAUGCAAGGGAUCAUAAGGCGCGUACAAGAAUUGGCUGAACCAGAUGUUUCUUUGGAAAUGGCCCACGAAGUUUUGGCUGAUCUGAAGGAGACAUAUCCUGCUGAGUAUGAAGUGUUCGGCUUGGGAACAAUAGCUGGUAACAUAGUGAGUCCACUACUCAGUGCUCUUUUAGCCACCUGGCAGCCCCUGGAGAAUCCUGAAGAACCCAUACCUACGUUCCUCAAGUGGAAGAAACUGCUGACUGAUGAAGCUUAUAGCAGCCUGCUAUGGCAACACUAUGUACCGCAUAUUAACACUGCAGCUGAGUCGUGGAAUCCUCGCGUGCCCGGUCCUAUGUUGCGCGCCCUCACGAGUUGGUCCGAGGCGUGUCCGCAGUGGGUGGUGUCCGCCGCCGCCGCCCGGUGCGUCGUGCCCAAGAUACUGGACGCCGUCAACAAGUGGGACCCCACCGGCGAUACUCAGCCGCUGCACCAGUGGGUGCUGCCGUGGCACGAAAUAGCAGGGGAAGCGCUAGCCCGCGGCACAUAUCCGGCGAUCAGGUCUCGUUUGGCCACUGCACUGGGGGCGUGGCACCCCGCGGACCCUUCCGCUCGGACUCUGCUGGCGGCGUGGAGGCACGCUUGGGGCUCCGCCCUCACCGCCAUGCUUCAUCAGCAUAUAGUACCCAAGUUAGACCACUGUCUGCAACACGGCGCUUUAGAUCUGGUGGGAAGUGGCAACGCCGCGUGGCUCUGGUGUGUUGACUGGCUGGAAUUGCUUGGCGCGCCAACUCUGGCCGCGAUAGCGUCACGUGCGUUGUUGCCACGAUGGUUGGCAGCAUUGGCUGCUUGGCUGAAUACAAACCCACCUCACGCCACUGUCCUUACAUCAUAUACAGAUUUCAAGAAAAUGUUCCCAGAGGAAGUUUUGAAAGAACCGGCGGUUCGCGAUGCAUUUCGUAAAGCUUUGGACAUGUUGAACCGUAGUACAGACAUAGAUUCAGUGGAGCCACCUCCACCGCCACGUUUCACAGUUACUGAAGCACCAAAGGAAACUUCUAGAAUAGCUGAUGUUCUAGCUUUAAGCACACAACAGAAAUCCUUCUCGGAAUUACUGGAGUCUCGUUGUAUCGAAAAGGGGAUAACGUUCGUGCCUAUAGCGGGGAAAACGAGAGAAGGAAGACCAUUGUAUAAGAUUGGUGACAUGCAGUGUUACGUCAUUAGAAAUGUGAUAAUGUAUUCGGAAGAUAAUGGUAGGACGUUCGGUCCUAUCAGUAUGGACAGACUGAUAGCUAUGGUUGAAGAUUGAGUGUAUUAUAGUUUAUAUAAAUGAAUGUGUAUAUGAAUAAAUAAAUUAUUAUAUAAAAUC